AGAAGAGCUUUUGAAUCGCAGCCUUGGUCGUUAAACGGUUGUUAUCAAUUAUUUUGAAGUUAACGGAUAAAUUAAAUAGGAUUUUAGAAUGACUUUAAGAGGGCCACUGUGUCGUCUUCUACGGACGCAACUCAACAAUACCUGUCAGAGCAGAACUCAUUCUGUGGCUGUUUUAGGAGCCCCAUUCUCAAAAGGACAGAAAAGGAGAGGGGUGGAAAAUGGACCCAAAGCCAUCAGAGAUGCUGGUCUGAUCGAGAGACUUUCACAUCUGGAUUACCCAGUGCAUGACUUUGGAGACCUGAGCUUCCAGCAUCUGGAGAAGGACGAGCCCUACAUGCACGUCCCCUUCCCUCGCACUGUGGGCAGAGCUAACAAACUGCUGUCAGGGGCCGUCAGCAACGCUGUGGAAGCCGGACACACUACCAUCAUGCUUGGAGGAGACCACAGCCUGGCCAUUGGUUCAGUGGAAGGCCACGCCAAGCAGUGUCCUGACCUGUGUCUGAUCUGGGUCGAUGCCCACGCUGACAUAAACACGCCCUUCACCUCUCCCUCAGGCAACCUCCACGGACAGUCGGUGGCCUUCAUGAUCAAAGAGCUGCAGAACAAGAUGCCAGAGCUCCCAGGCUUCUCCUGGGUGAAGCCCUUCCUGUCGGCUAAAGACCUGGUCUACAUUGGCCUGAGAGACGUAGACCCGGGAGAGUACGACAUCCUGAAGGACUUGGGUGUCCAGUACUUCACAAUGAGAGACAUCGACAGGCUCGGUAUCCAGAGAGUCAUGGAAGUCACUUUCGACCACCUCUUGUCAAGGAAGCAGCGGCCAAUCCAUCUGAGUUUUGACAUUGAUGCGAUGGACCCGUCUCUGGCCCCAGCCACAGGAACACCAGUGAACGGAGGUCUGACUUACAGAGAAGGAAUUUGGAUCACAGAGGAGAUCCACAACACAGGGUUGUUGUCAGUGAUGGACCUUGUUGAGGUCAACCCAGACCUGGGGGCGAGUCGUGAGGCGGUGGAGAGCACUGCUUCCAUGGCGGUGGACGUCAUCGCAUCCGCCCUAGGGCAGACCCGUGAGGGAGGUCCCAUCACUCAGGAGUCGCAAACGCUUAAAGAGGACACGGAACAGCUCCGGCUCUAGAACACACAGCUUCUAGAACACACAGCUUCUAGAACACACAGCUUCUAGAACACACAGCUUCUAGAACACACAGCUUCUAGAACACACAGCUUCUGGAACACAGCUUCUAAAAGACUAAGAACUUUCAACAUAUGACCACUUGGCAUUCCUGAAUUCUAAAAGACUUUACAUACACACACGCUGAUGCAGUAGUUGGAAAGUGUUUUGUUACAUCUUGUGUGUGUGUGGUGCUGUAUGGCAACCUGUUCAACAGUCAGUCAAACCUCAAUCAUGACUGAACUUAUAAUAACUAAUAAGCCCAGUUAAAGGCUUAUAUGCCUUAUUUACUAAGAUGACUUGGAAAAACUUAGCCUGGGCCCAGAGCUUUGCUAUCGUGUCAUCUGUUUGGCAGGACAAGGAAUCGCACAAAAUAGUCACACAAACAGACUGGUACCCAGGCUAUAGAAAGCUCUCAUCUAAAAUGUUGACUGUAAUUGAUUGUGAUCAGCUGGUCUCCCUGGCCUUGGAAAGACAGCCUCCCCAGCUCCACUAGGGAAAUGUUGACUGUAUUUGAUGGUGAUCAGUGGUAUACCAUAGACAUGGUGAUCAGCGGUAUGCCAUAGACAUAAUUACAAAAACUCAACAUUGCUGAUGACUUGACGCUGCAGCUCUGUAAUGGGGUUGUAUGAAGCCGGACACGACGACAAGCAUGAAACUGAAAACUACGUUUAGGUGCAGACUGUUAUUAUUAUUCUACUAAUGUGUUUGGUUUGGACAUAUACCUCAGCUAAAUACGUAGUGGCUGUGCCAGUUGAGUUGUCGUAGGGAUGCUGUGCCAGCUGGUAGGGAUGCUGUGCCAGUUGGUAGGGAUGCUGUGCCAGUUGAGUUGUCGUAGGGAUGCUGUGCCAGCUGGUAGGGAUGCUGUGCCAGUUGAGUUGUCGUAGGGAUGCUGUGCCAGCUGGUAGGGAUGCUGUGCCAGUUGAGUUGUCAUAGGGAUGCUGUGCCAGCUGGUAGGGAUGCUGUGCCAGUUGGUAGGGAUGCUGUGCCAGCUGGUAGGGAUGCUGUGCCAGUUGAGUUGUCGUAGGGAUGCUGUGCCAGCUGGUAGGGAUGCUGUGCCAGUUGGUAGGGAUGCUGUGCCAGUUGAGUUGUCGUAGGGAUGCUGUGCCAGCUGGUAGGGAUGCUGUGCCAGUUGAGUUGUCGUAGGGAUGCUGUGCCAGUUGAGUUGUCGUAGGGAUGCUGUGCCAGUUGGUAGGGAUGCUGUGCCAGUUGAGUUGUCAUAGGGAUGCUGUGCCAGUUGGUAGGGAUGCUGUGCCAGUUGAGUUGUCGUAGGGAUGCUGUGCCAGCUGGUAGGGAUGCUGUGCCAGUUGAGUUGUCGUAGGGAUGCUGUGCCAGUUGGUAGGGAUGCUGUGCCAGUUGAGUUGUCAUAGGGAUGCUGUGCCAGUUGAGUUGUCAUAGGGAUGCUGUGCCAGCUGAGUUGUCAUAGGGAUGCUGUGCCAGUUGGUAGGGAUGCUGUGCCAGUUGGUAGGGAUGCUGUGCCAGUUGAGUUGUCGUAGGGAUGCUGUGCCAGUUGAGUUGUUGUAGGGAUGCUGUGCCAGUUGAGUUGUCAUAGGGAUGCUGUGCCAGUUGGUAGGGAUGCUGUGCCAGUUGAGUUGUCAUAGGGAUGCUGUGCCAGUUGAGUUGUCAUAGGGAUGCUGUGCCAGUUGGUAGGGAUGCUGUGCCAGUUGGUAGGGAUGCUGUGCCAGUUGAGUUGUUGUAGUGACGCUUAUGCACUUUUGGACCAGAUGUGGUUUUGACACAUUUUAUUAGAAGUAUUGUGUUUUUUAGUUUUACAUUUGAAUAAUCACCAUUAUGAAUCCAUGUUUAUGUAUUUACUGUAUGGUUUUACAUUUGUAACAGUUUUAAAUGACUAGGUAACGCUUUUCUCCAGUAAAUUUCUAUAAGUUAAAAGUAGUGUACGUAAUGGAUAUGGUAAAUGCUGAUAAGAGUGAAAUAAUAUUAUUUUAUUUACUAAAUGUAAAAACAUGCCUUUUGAUGUGACCACUGAAUCUGUAUUUUAAAUAAAGUAAUUUAGUCUUCCACAAUGA
Molecule: messenger RNA, 3195 nt
Organism: Salvelinus namaycush (lake trout)
Lineage: Eukaryota; Metazoa; Chordata; Actinopteri; Salmoniformes; Salmonidae
Product: arginase-2, mitochondrial-like
Exons: 8
Coding region: 89-1132 (347 amino acids)
Cellular component (GO): cytoplasm; mitochondrion
Molecular function (GO): manganese ion binding; arginase activity
Source: RefSeq, a predicted model, not a curated record